Molecule: messenger RNA, 1908 nt
Organism: Ascoidea rubescens DSM 1968
Lineage: Eukaryota; Fungi; Ascomycota; Saccharomycetes; Ascoideales; Ascoideaceae
Exons: 1
Coding region: 1-1908 (635 amino acids)
Source: RefSeq, a predicted model, not a curated record
AUGUCGAAAACUGAUGUAAAACCUGACGCUGCUUCUUCUUCUUCCUCUGCCGCUGCUGCUGGUGUGUCCUUUGACCGUUCUGCUGGAAAAAAUGGGAGCUACACUGCUCUUCUCAACUAUUCUGGCGACUUUCUUGAUGAAGAUAACCCAAAUGAGACUGACGAACGUGAGAGUAACGAGAGCCUUUCUGAAGAAGACGAUGAUGAGUCUGAUGAGAGUAAUAAUCAGCAUGAUUAUGGAGGCGAUAUCAGCUUCAGUAACUCCAUCAAUAACAAUAUUACUAGCGCAAAUCACAAUCUUGCAAAAACUGCCCCAAAGGGCAAUAAUACUAAGGACAAUAAAGCUGAUUCGAUCAGUAUCACAAACGAGUCAAAUGACUCUAUAGAUUUGAAUGAUUUGAAUUAUUCUUCCAAUAAAGCUCAUAAUCACCAUAGCGAUGCCAAAGACAAUGUCAAAAACAGCAAUAAUGACAGCGGUAAUAAUAGUAAUAUUGCUAAUAAUAAUGACAAAAAGGAAGUUACAAUACCCAAUGAUUUUUUUAAAAACCCAAUAUCGUUUGAUGAUUUCUCUAAUGAUAUAUUGCCAAAUCUAAAUGAUUUGAAUCCGGCUCAGCUACUAAAUUUGCAGAAAAAGCUCUCGAAAGAUUAUAAAAAAUUAUCUCUAGAUUUUAAUCAAAUUAGGCUAAAAAGAAUCGAUUAUUUAAUCAGCUUGAUUGACCAAUCAAAAUCAGAUUUGACGAAUUAUUAUCAUAGCUAUGAAAAUUUCAUUGAGAAUUUAAAGACAACAGAUGACGCUCACAAUUUCGAUAUUCUAUUAGAUAAUGAUAUGAAAAGCCAAAUUAAUUUAAUCGACAAUAUUCCAAAUAUUCCAAUUUUUAAUUCCUCAUUUAAUGAACUAAUUUUACCAAACUUGAUUGAAUUUAAAACAAAUAAAACAAAAUAUAACUUAGAAUAUAAUUUGAUUAAAAAAAAUACCAUUGAUCAAAUUUACCUUAUUCACCAGCAGUUUUUAUAUGACUAUUUUAAUAAAAAGGAAAAAUUUAUCAUCUCUUUGAAAAAUGAUAUCAUUUAUUUGAAAAAUUUGAAAAAAAUUAACAACUAUAAAAAAUUAUCAAAUUCUAAAAAUCAAGAUUAUUUAUUUAACAAUUUCAAUAAACUAACUCAUAAUAAAAAAAUAAGUGCUUUUAAUACUGAAUUUUCUUUAUUAUCAAGAAAGAGAAACUAUUUAUCAUCAGCUUCCACGAUAAAUAACAGCGAUAGCACCACAAACCCUGAUGUUAUCAAUAACAACAAUAACAUUCAUAAUAAUAAUAGCAUUAAUAAUAAUAAUAAUAAUAAUAAUAAUAAUAAUAAUAAUAAUAAUAAUAAUAAUAAUAAUAAUAAUAAUAAUAAUAAUAAUAAUAAUAAUAAUAACAAUGAUAACAAUAAUAACAAUAACAAUAACAAUAACAACAACAAUUUAAGUCUUCAUAUCAAUCAAAACGGUAAUACUACUUUGUAUAAUAAUAACGAUAAUAACGAUAACAAUAAUCAUAAUAACACCAACAGCAAUAAUAGUGGCACCGGCAGCUCUAUUAAUAACAACAAUGUAAACAUAAAUUCCAGUAUACAGAAUAGUAAUCUUGAAAAACAUAUUCAUUCAUAUUCAAACAUUACCAAUGAAAAUAAAAGGCGAAAGAUAUCAAUACUUACAAACUCAAGUUUUGAAAGUUCAAUCAAUGAUUUGGAUGGCCAACAAAACCAGGAUGAUGAAGAUAUUAACAAAAUAAAUUCUAUAAUAAAUUACUACUAUUCAAAGAGUUUAUCAAAAGAUAAUGCAAAUGCAAAUGCAAAUGGAAAUAAAAGUGCAAAUGGAAAUGGAAUAAAAUCUCCUUCAAAAAAGGAAGGCAAUAAUAAUCGCAAAAACUAA